AUUCUAGUCGUCACGGUGUCUUUGGUGACUUGUUGUGUUAUGUUGCCCCUCCACCUCCUGCCAUCUGCCCCUCCUCCCUUGACCCCACCGGAGCUCAUAGUUCAACGUUCCAGCAGAGAUUUACAACUAAUACAAGAACACUGAAUCCGUCUUUCUUACAUCCUUCAGCUACAACCUCCACUCCAAGUCUUCUCCAUCUCACCUCCAACAACCAUUCCAACAAGAUGUCUAAAGGUCGCACAGUAACCCUCAACACUGGCGCUAAGAUCCCUCAAUUGGGUUUUGGCACCUGGCAAGCUGAGCCUGGUCAGGUUGAAGCUGCCGUUUACGAGGCCCUCAAGGCGGGUUACAAGCACAUUGAUCUUGCCAAGGUCUACGGCAACCAGAAGGAGAUUGCUGGCGCGUUCAAGAAGGCAUUCGCUGAGGGCGUGAAGCGUGAGGAGCUCUUCAUCACGUCCAAGCUCUGGAAUUCACAGCACCGUCCUGAGCAUGUCGCCGGUGCGCUCGACGACUGUCUCGCGGAGCUAGGCCUCGACUACCUUGACCUCUACCUCGUGCAUUUCCCCGUUGCUUUCGACUCUCCUAGCAAGCCCCACGCUGAGCUGUUCCCCUUGACUGAGGGUGCCAACCAGCCUGAUGGUGACGUAACCAUGCUCGACUCCGUCUCCAUCGUCGACACUUGGACAGCCAUGACCAAGCUUCCAAAGGAGAAGACUCGCGCUGUCGGUGUCUCCAACCACACACAAGAGCACCUCGAGGCUAUCAUCAAGGCCACUGGUGUUACCCCCGCUGUAAACCAGAUCGAGCGUCACCCCAAGCUCAUCCAGCCCAAGCUCAUCGAGUUCGCCAAGUCCAAGAACAUUCACAUUACCGCAUACUCAGCGUUCGGCAACAACUUAGUUGGCGAGCCGCUUCUCUUCACACACCCGGAGAUUGAGAAGAUUGCAAAAGAAGUGGAUGCCACCCCAGCUCAAGUCAUACUGGCCUGGUCUCAGGUUGGUGGCCACAGUGUGAUCCCCAAGUCCGUCACUGCAUCACGCAUCAAGGCAAACUUCCAGGAGAUCGAUCUUUCACAGGCGCAAAUCGACGCCAUCACUGCUAUCGGCGACAACUACAGACGGUACAACAUCCCAUACAUUGCCAACAAGCCGCGCUGGCCGGUGAACAUCUUCGGUGAGCCAGAGGAGAAGGAUGCGCCGCACAAGGUCAUCGUCUAGAUAUUAGACAUGCGAAAACACUAAAUUCACACGGAUCAUAGAUAGAACAUACCUAAGAUAUGAUCAAUAGACAUUUACAAAUCACACACAUGCUGAAUCAAUUCGAGUGAUGACUUAUCUUAUCAAAAGGCGAGAUUCGAUGAAGUGUAUGAUAUGCACUAAGCAGUGUUGGAACGCUCCCG
Pseudovirgaria hyperparasitica is the source of this 1399-nucleotide messenger RNA. RefSeq names its product aldehyde reductase-like protein. The transcript has 2 exons. The record is from RefSeq and is a predicted model, not a curated record. Gene Ontology annotation, cellular component: cytosol. NCBI's taxonomy places the organism in Eukaryota, Fungi, Ascomycota, Dothideomycetes, Acrospermales, Acrospermaceae. The coding region runs from base 225 to 1217 and encodes 330 amino acids. Gene Ontology annotation, molecular function: aldose reductase (NADPH) activity.